Molecule: messenger RNA, 762 nt
Organism: Lolium rigidum
Lineage: Eukaryota; Viridiplantae; Streptophyta; Magnoliopsida; Poales; Poaceae
Product: NADH dehydrogenase [ubiquinone] 1 alpha subcomplex assembly factor 2
Exons: 8
Coding region: 7-540 (177 amino acids)
Biological process (GO): response to oxidative stress; mitochondrial respiratory chain complex I assembly
Cellular component (GO): membrane
Source: RefSeq, a predicted model, not a curated record
GGGGCGAUGGCGAAGCGGCUGGUGGCGCGGAUGAUGGGGAUGUUCCGGUCCCGGACGCAGGUGGGCGUCGACAGGGCCGGCAACAACUACUUCUCCCUCGUCGAGGAGGUCGACGGCGCCAUGAAGGAGAAGCGGUGGGUGGAGUUCAAGGGCGACCAGGACCCGACCACUGUUCCAGUUGAGUGGAUUUGCUGGUUGAAUGGACAAAGGAAGAAAGCCCCCACACCAGAGGAAUUGGCUGAGCUGGAGGCAAGGCGUGAGCGUGUCAGGCAAAAUGUUGAACUUCUCAAAAAGAAAGAAGAAGAGGAAAGAAGGGCUGGUGUCCGACCAGUCAAGAAAAUCGGGAAAACCGAAUCUCCAAAUCUGAGAAGUUUUACGCAGCAGUUCCCUGGUACUUCUGUAGAUCAAAAGAAAGGACCUGAGUCUAAGCCUAAUGGUCCGACUGAUGCAGAAGAUGCCACAACAGAUAAUGACAGGUCUACCGAACCAACAGGUACCGGUGCAUCUUUUAAGCCAGGAACUUGGCUGCCACCAUCAUGAAUACAAUCCAGCAGAGGAAGGGCCAAUGCUCGACCAUUUCCUUUGGCCUAUCUGCUGACAGCAGCUUUGCUGAUAGGUUCUCCUAAGAUUAUGCUCACCUUUACCAUUUGAUACGAGAAAUGGGAAAUUUUGUAUGCUGUGCGACAAUCAGACAACGUAUGUUUGCUAUCUGUUAAAGUUCAGUGAGGCCUCACCUCGCUUGGCAGCACCUGUGUUUUUUUU